UGAUUCAGAGUUCAGAAUAUCAGCGUGCGUACAGCGGCAGGCAACGGCACGAACAGCCACACUUCUAGAAGGUUCUAGGCAGUGCGCAGGAGCAGAGGUGAAGAGAGCAGGAAUGAACAGGCGAAGGACCCGGGGUCACGAGACCGUUGGUGGGAGGAGCCAGCGACUAGGGAGGUUCUAGUUUGUUCUGCCUCGCGGCAGCCGCCCCCUUCCACACGGUCACGCUGAGCUAGUGCCCAGGCCUGGAAUCGGGCUGCAGCCUCAGCCGCGCCCGCCGCCUCCCGCCGCUUGCCGACCAUGGACCCCCGCAAAGUGAGCGAGCUUCGGGCCUUCGUGAAAAUGUGUAAGCAGGACCCGAGCGUUCUGCACACCGAAGAAAUGCGCUUCCUGAGGGAGUGGGUGGAGAGCAUGGGCGGUAAAGUACCACCUGCUGUUCAUAAAACUAAAUCAGAAGAAAAUAUCAAGGAAGAAAAAGCAGAUAGUAAGAAGGCGGAGGAAAACAUAAAGACAGAUGAACCAUCAAGUGAGGAAAGUGAUCUAGAAAUUGACAAUGAAGGUGUGAUUGAACCAGACACUGAUGCACCUCAAGAAAUGGGAGAUGAAAACGUAGAGAUAACCGAGGAGAUGAUGGAUCAGGCAAAUGAUAAAAAAGGGGCUGCCAUUGAUGCCCUAAAUGAUGGUGACCUACAGAGAGCCAUUGACUUGUUCACAGAUGCCAUCAAGCUGAAUCCUCGCUUGGCCAUUCUGUAUGCCAAGAGAGCCAGUGUCUUCGUCAAAUUACAGAAGCCAAAUGCUGCCAUCCGAGACUGUGACAGAGCUAUUGAAAUAAACCCUGAUUCAGCUCAGCCAUACAAGUGGCGAGGGAAAGCACAUAGACUUCUGGGCCAUUGGGAAGAAUCAGCCCACGAUCUUGCCCUUGCAUGUAAAUUGGAUUAUGAUGAAGAUGCUAGUGCAAUGCUGAAAGAAGUUCAGCCAAGGGCUCAGAAAAUUGCAGAACAUCGGAGAAAGUAUGAGCGGAAACGUGAAGAGCGAGAGAUCAAAGAAAGAAUGGAAAGGGUUAAGAAGGCUCGGGAAGAACAUGAGAGAGCCCAGAGGGAGGAAGAAGCCAGACGACAAUCAGGAGCUCAGUAUGGCUCUUUUCCAGGUGGCUUUCCUGGGGGAAUGCCUGGUAAUUUUCCUGGAGGAAUGCCUGGAAUGGCAGGGGGCAUGCCUGGAAUGGCAGGAAUGCCUGGGCUCAGUGAAAUUCUUAGUGAUCCAGAGGUUCUUGCAGCCAUGCAGGAUCCAGAAGUUAUGGUGGCCUUCCAGGAUGUGGCCCAGAACCCGGCAAAUAUGUCAAAAUAUCAGAGCAACCCAAAGGUGAUGAAUCUCAUCAGUAAAUUGUCAGCCAAAUUUGGAGGUCAAGCGUAACGCCCUUCUGACAAAUAAAGCCCUGGCUGAAGGAAAAGCAAUGGAGAUCACCCAGUGGAUGUCGCAAUAAUACAAACCAGUGUACCUCUGACCUUCUCAUGAAGAAAGCUGGGGUGCUUUGAAGAGAAUCCCUACCCCUCUGCCCCAAAUGCAGCUGUAACAUUUUACAGUGCUUUGCCAUAGGGUAUUUGUUCAGAUAAUGUUUUCCUACUAGAAAUUACAAACUUUAAACACUUUUAAACCUUAAAAAUAUUUAAAAACAAAUUAAAAGGGUAUGUAAAACCCUACAUUUUUCUUUAAUCAUUUCGGUGUUUUCCUUUGAAUUAAUUGGGCAAAGAAUAUACUUUAGUAUGGAAGAUUUAUUGCUCAGUUUGAGUGAAAUACAGGUUUAUUAGUGGGAGGUAAAUAUAAGAUUUAAAUAGAUAAAAUUUUAGUUGGAUAUAUGGUUACUGAAGCAUUUUGAUUUGUCUUUUUAAAUGCUUUAUUUUAAAAAAAAAAAAAAGAUUUAUUUCAAUAAAACUACUGGGACCACCAGUAUUGCAAUAGGACCUGGGUAGGGACUGGAAGAGUGGUAGAGUUGUAGGCGUUAUGAAAGAUUCAUUGGCAGGUGGCAACAAUCUUACUACAUUUUAUAUAACAUGUACCCUUUGCAGAUGCAUUUAAAUCUUACACUGCGGUGAAGGGAUGGUUUUUAUAAUGCAGUAAAGUUGGAUUAUGUUGCUCUCUGUUCUUGUCUGAUACAUAAAAUAAAUGUUUCAUAUUAUUUCCUUGCAGGGGAAAUAAGGGAAUACUUUUCUUUUUAUAUUUCUAUAUUUUAAAUUACCUUUCCUGGUCAGAAAAUGCCCAACUCUUGUUGGCUUUGUACUGGUUUUCAGAUUCCCCUACCCUCAUACUCUUCUUGGACUAAAGAGAGUCCUUUUUCACUAACAUCAUCGGUAGUAUCAUUCACAGCAUAAUUGUGCAAGCAUAUUUAAUGCUGGGUUUAACUUAACAUGUAAUACAUGCAGUGACUAUGUAGGGCAGUACCCAUAACAGCUGUAGUUUCUUACUUGGUCAAGAGAUGUCCUGUUUGUUAGAUUUCUGCUUCGGUGGUAUCUUCUCAUAUCAGAAGAUGUUGGAAGGAGGGAUUGAUUCCCUUUGGUGGCGUUUGACCCUCUACUUAGGAAGUACCAAUUGAGCUUAUGUUUGUAUUUUGGAGAGUAUGAGGUUUGAGUUGAGAUUCAUAGAGAGGAACCUAACUUCUCGAUCCAACUUGAAUUAUAAAAUUGAUGAGAUCCAUGGUUCUUCAUUGUAGAAUUGUUGGCGUUAUGAAAGAUCCAUUGUUUUCCUAUCCAGCUCUUAAAUACUGCAACCAUAUUUCCACCUCUCCUUUUGCUCCUUCCCUCUCCAAGGAUAAAAAAAAAAUGAUAAAUUUUUGGUUGUACAUUUUCUAUAUUGAAUAAAACUAAGUCCAGGCACUGUACCAGGAAUUUCUAGGUUUCUUUGAAUUAAAAUGCUAGUGUUUAGAAGCACUUUCAAGGGAUGAGACCCUCUGUGCUUACCUUAUUUGAAGAAUCUGGUAGGAGCAGUGAAGUAAAUUCCAUGGAAUACAUUUUUGAAAUAGCACAUCUCUGAAAUUAUAAGUUCAUUCAGAUUCUAACCCUUUGCUGCACACAAGCACAUAGAAAUGUAUCUGUUACAUGAGUGAGAAAAAGUUGUAUGCUAAUUGAGCAUGCUUUUUAAACCCUUUAAAAAUACUCAGCAUAUAAACUUGUGUUUGAGCUUGCCAGUGUUCUUUUUGUUAAUAUGUGUUCUCC
Messenger RNA from Rhinolophus ferrumequinum (greater horseshoe bat), 3203 nucleotides. It is a transcript of the gene ST13, whose product is annotated as ST13 Hsp70 interacting protein. Gene Ontology annotation, molecular function: protein dimerization activity; Hsp70 protein binding. The transcript is spliced from 12 exons. The record is from RefSeq and is a predicted model, not a curated record. The coding region runs from base 298 to 1407 and encodes 369 amino acids. NCBI's taxonomy places the organism in Eukaryota, Metazoa, Chordata, Mammalia, Chiroptera, Rhinolophidae.